Salvia miltiorrhiza (redroot sage) is the source of this 3318-nucleotide messenger RNA. RefSeq names its product valine--tRNA ligase, chloroplastic/mitochondrial 2. Gene Ontology annotation, cellular component: cytosol; cytoplasm. Gene Ontology annotation, molecular function: ATP binding; aminoacyl-tRNA deacylase activity; valine-tRNA ligase activity. The transcript has 27 exons. Bases 65 to 3004 code for a protein of 979 amino acids. Gene Ontology annotation, biological process: valyl-tRNA aminoacylation. The record is from RefSeq and is a predicted model, not a curated record. NCBI's taxonomy places the organism in Eukaryota, Viridiplantae, Streptophyta, Magnoliopsida, Lamiales, Lamiaceae.
GAAAAAUAAAAAACUAACUUACAAAAUCUGUAGGCUUUCAUCGCAGUGAAGGGGGAAGCUGAAAAUGGCGGCCUCCAAUUUCUCUCUCUUAUCUUCUUCUUGCUCAUUACGCAUCAAACUUAAUCCACUCCUCUUCUCCACGCAACCACGUCGCCGUAUCUCUCUUUCUCGCUCUUACUACUUUCGUUUCAGAAACGUCCGCUUCACUACUGUUGCUGGGACGGGGGAUAGCGGUGUAUUUACAUCACCGGAAGUAGCAAAAGCUUUUGAUUUUACGGCCGAAGAGAGGAUAUAUAAAUGGUGGGAGUCUCAAGGAUAUUUCAAGCCAAAUCUCGAGAAGGGAGGUGAUCCUUUUGUAGUUUCAAUGCCACCACCUAAUGUAACCGGCUCGUUGCACAUGGGACAUGCUAUGUUUGUCACUCUUGAGGAUAUAAUGGUAAGAUACAACAGAAUGAAAGGGAGGCCUACACUUUGGCUUCCUGGAACUGAUCAUGCCGGGAUCGCAACCCAGCUGGUUGUGGAAAGAAUGCUGGCUGAGGAAGGAAUAAAGAGAGCUGAUUUGGGUAGAGAAGAAUUUACAAAAAGAGUUUGGAAAUGGAAAGAAAAAUAUGGUGGGACAAUAACAAAUCAGAUAAAGAGACUCGGUGCUUCUUGUGAUUGGACCAGGGAAUGCUUUACCCUUGAUGCUCAGCUGAGUCGUAAGGCCAUUUUUCAUCCAGAGCCUGUUGUUGAUGCCUUUGUUAGGCUUCAUGAGAAAGGUCUAAUCUAUCAAGGAUCUUACAUGGUAAACUGGUCCCCUAAAUUACAGACUGCAGUUUCUGACUUGGAAGUGGAGUACUCAGAAGAACCAGGUGCUCUAUACCACAUUAAGUACCGUGUUGCUGGUGGUACAAGGGAUGAUUUUCUGACAAUCGCAACUACAAGACCAGAGACUUUAUUUGGAGACACAGCGAUAGCAGUGAAUCCUGAGGAUGAACGAUAUUCCAAGUACAUAGGGAAGAUGGCUAUUGUGCCAAUGACUUAUGGUCGGCAUGUCCCCAUAAUAUCUGACAAGUAUGUUGAUAAAGAGUUUGGAACUGGUGUCUUAAAGAUAAGCCCCGGACAUGAUCACAAUGAUUACCUACUUGCUCGGAAGCUUGGUCUUCCCAUUCUUAAUGUCAUGAACAAAGAUGGAACACUAAAUGAAGUUGCUGGUUUAUACUGUGGUCUUGAUCGGUUUGAGGCACGAAAGAAACUCUGGUCAGAACUCGAGGAGACAGGUCUAGCAGUGAAAAAAGAGGCCUAUACCAUGCGAGUUCCUAGAUCGCAACGUGGUGGAGAGAUAAUAGAGCCUCUAGUAAGCAAGCAGUGGUUUGUGACAAUGGAGUCCCUGGCAGAGAAGGCUCUGCAAGCAGUGGAAAAGGGAGAAUUAACCAUUAUGCCUGAAAGAUUUGAGAAGAUAUAUAAUCACUGGCUAUCGAAUAUCAAGGACUGGUGUAUAAGCAGGCAAUUAUGGUGGGGGCACCGCAUUCCAGUUUGGUACAUUGUCGGUAAAAAAUGUGAAGAGGACUACAUAGUUGCUAGGAGCAGUGAAGAAGCUCUUGAAAAAGCUCGUGAAAAAUAUGGAAAGGAUGUUGAAAUAUAUCAGGACCCAGAUGUUCUUGACACCUGGUUUUCAAGUGCACUGUGGCCUUUCAGCACUCUUGGUUGGCCAGACGUGUCAGCAGAGGAUUUUAGGAAGUUUUAUCCUACAUCAGUUCUUGAGACCGGGCAUGACAUAUUGUUCUUUUGGGUGGCAAGAAUGGUGAUGAUGGGGAUUGAAUUCACGGGCACAGUUCCAUUUUCAAAUGUUUACCUUCACGGACUUAUACGAGAUUCUCAAGGUCGCAAAAUGUCUAAAACACUUGGAAAUGUUAUAGAUCCACUUGAUACAAUCAAAGAGUAUGGUACUGAUGCUCUAAGGUUCACUCUUUCUCUAGGAACUGCUGGCCAGGAUCUCAAUUUAUCAACUGAAAGGUUGAUUUCAAAUAAAGCUUUCACCAACAAACUGUGGAAUGCUGGCAAGUUUGUGUUGCAGAAUUUGCCUCCUCAAAGUGAUUUAUCAGCUUGGACAGCUAUUCAGGACUAUAAGUUUGAUGAGGAAGAGUCGCUGUUCAAGCUACCUUUACCAGAAUGUUGGGUGGUGACAGAGCUUCAUAUGCUGAUUGAUGCUGUCACCAUGAGUUAUGACAAAUUUUUCUUUGGAGAUGUGGCCCGGGAAAUUUAUGAUUUUUUCUGGGCUGAUUUUGCUGAUUGGUAUAUUGAAGCAAGUAAAGCCCGGCUUUAUAGAGCAGAUGCUUCAGCUGCUUCUGUUGCACAAGCAGUUCUGUUGUAUGUCUUUGGAUGUAUACUGAAAUUACUUCACCCAUUUAUGCCCUUUGUAACGGAGGAGCUCUGGCAGUCAUUACCCAACAGAAAAGAAGCUCUUAUAGUAUCAGCUUGGCCAUCAACUUCUCUUCCAAGGCAAGCUGAAUCCGUGAAGAAAUUUGAGAAUUUACAGGCUUUGACAAGAGCAAUUCGAAAUGCACGGGCAGAGUACUCUGUUGAACCAGCAAAGCGCAUAUCUGCAUCAAUUGUUGCAAAUUCAGAGGUUAUCCAGUACAUCUCUAAAGAAAAGGAUGUUUUGGCUCUUCUCUCUAGACUGGAUUUGCAGAAUGUAAGCUUUACCCAAUCUCCCCCAGGAGAUGCCAGUCAAUCAGUCCAUCUUGUUGCCAGUGAAGGUUUAGAAGCUUACCUUCCACUUGCUGACAUGGUAGAUAUCUCUGCUGAGAUGCAGCGCCUUUCCAAGCGCCUAGCUAAAAUGCAAACCGAAUAUGAUGGACUUAUGACUCGCUUGAGUUCUCCAAGUUUUGUUGAGAAAGCUCCUGAGGAUAUUGUUCGUGGGGUUCGAGAAAAAGCAGCAGAAGCAGAAGAGAAGCUAACUUUAACAAGAAAACAGCUAGCCUUUCUCCAGUCCACAGCUCUCGUGCCAAAUCAAUCUCAAUGAAGUCGAUGGAAACAAAGAGAGUGAACUGGUACGAUAAUUCCAACCCAUACUCGAUUUAUUCCAUAGCACGUCUAGUAAAGAUAAGACAGUGGAUGGUCUAAUUUUCUUGCCAAAAGAUCAAACCUUAUCGUCGUCCUAGUACAGUUUGCUGGGAUUUCUCAAACAGCACCAAAGUUGUUAGUGAUCUACUACUAGGGCCUUGCCUUGAAAUAGAAAAAUGAAUUGAUGUACAGUUAUUUGGUUUCCAAAGCAUGAAAUGUGUAGCACAUAUGAAUGCCAGUGAAUGAAGAUCUAACACGUCCCCUUUGUUAAAA